AGUAAUAGUUGGAGAUUUCCAACAUGAAACUGUUACUGGUUUUAGCAGGACUGGCGCUGGCGCAUGGUGCGUCGCCGCGCGACCUGGUGGUGGAGCCGCAAGAUGGACAGCACCAGCUGUCUGUAGUCAACAGUGCAGGAGACGUGUUCCUGACGGGGCUGGUCGGCCGCGCGGCGUCCGCGGACGACGAGGCGGUCACCUUCAGCUCCUCGCUUGAGGAAGACGAGGCCAGCGGCGGCUGGAAAGUGUCAGUGAGCUGGGAGGGACCCAGCGACCGUGUGUUUCAAGACUGCUACAGUUUUGAAAACUACCAGUGGUACGCUGGCCCGGAACAGAAGGAGCAGUAUUGGCCGAUCCAAAAGUCCAACCUGACGAAAUACUCCAUCGUCGCUAAAGAGGAAGACAAUGCGGCUGUCUCCGAGCGCUACUGGCUCAACUCCAGAGGCCGGUACUUCUACGUGCACCCUGAAGUGCCUCUGUUCGUGGACUACCACAACGAGCUCGACAACCACAUCUGUUUCAUCGCGGAAGUCGCCGACCCUUACUCGACCAGGCGCACCCGCAACGUCCUCAAAUACGACGUCUGGCUGUUUAAAGACGCGAAGCUGGCGCACCAGCACGCCGUUGAGACCUACCUCGGCAAGCCCAGCGGCAUUCCUGACUACCGAAUGAUCCAGUACCCCGUCUGGUCGACCUGGGCACGUUACUCACGAGAAAUCGACCGAAACAGCCUCUGGACCUUCGCUAAUGAGAUCGCUGAUUCCGGAUUCCCUAACGCUCAGUUCGAGAUCGACGAUCUUUGGGAGGUCUGCUACGGUUCGCUUACAGUUGAUGAUAGGAAGCUUCCCGCACUGAAGGAGUUGGUGCAAGAUAUAAAAAGUCUGGGCUUCAGGGUGACUAUUUGGGUGCAUCCAUUCAUUAACAAGGAUUGUGAACCUUGGUACACCCUUGCUUUGCAGAAAGGCUACUUAGUCCUGAAUGAAGAAGGCAGCCCCGACUCAACCUGGUGGAACGACAACGGGUCUGUGCCGGGCUACAUAGACUUCACCAACCCUGAGGCUGCCAGGUGGUGGACCGACAGGGUCAGGAGUGUCAUUGAGACUUAUGACAUCGACAGCGUCAAGUUCGACGCCGGAGAGUCUAGCUGGUCUCCCCAGAUACCGGUCCAAAAUGGCGACAUUGAGCUGCAUCCAGGCCACAUCGUGCAGACCUACGUGAGGGCCGUGGCCAAGUUCGGACCCAUGAUCGAGGUCAGGACCGGAAUGAGAACCCAAGACCUGCCAGUGUUCGUGCGCAUGGUAGACAAGGACACGUACUGGGGCUUCAACAACGGCCUCGCCACGCUGGUCACCACUCUCCUCUCAAUGAACCUCAACGGCUACACCCUGGUGCUGCCGGACAUGAUCGGGGGGAACGGCUACAACGAGGCUCCCAGCAAGGAGUUGUUCAUCCGCUGGCUGCAGGCGAAUGUGUUUAUGCCGACGCUGCAGUACUCGUUUGUGCCUUGGGACCAUGAUGAUGAGACAGUAGAGAUCUGCCGUCGCCACACGCAGCUACACGCCGACUACGCUGACGUCAUCGUGGCGGCCAUGGAGGCAUCGGUCAAGCGUGGGACGCCCGUCAACCCGCCUAUCUGGUGGCUGGACCCCACUGAUGAUGAAGCGCUGGCUGUGUGGGACGAGUUCCUCCUCGGCGAGACAAUCCUAGCGGCCCCCGUGCUGGUGGAGGGCGCAGCCUCCAGAGACGUGUACCUGCCGGCGGACUCCUGGCGCGACGGCAACUCGGGGGCCACGGUCCAGGGCCUCACCUGGCUGCGGGACUACCCCGCGCCGCUUGACACCCUGCCGUAUUUCAUACUCGUUUAGAGUAGUUGAAUGCU
Messenger RNA from Plutella xylostella (diamondback moth), 1879 nucleotides. NCBI's taxonomy places the organism in Eukaryota, Metazoa, Arthropoda, Insecta, Lepidoptera, Plutellidae. The record is from RefSeq and is a predicted model, not a curated record.